Apis mellifera (honey bee) is the source of this 1454-nucleotide messenger RNA. RefSeq lists its product as uncharacterized. Bases 1 to 657 code for a protein of 218 amino acids. The record is from RefSeq and is a predicted model, not a curated record. Lineage: Eukaryota; Metazoa; Arthropoda; Insecta; Hymenoptera; Apidae. The transcript has 2 exons.
AUGGCAAGACAACAAAUAGCUGAUAGAAAUAUUCCCCAUCUUCGAGAUAUCUUUGGAUUUGGUAACAAAUGGGAGAAUACGCGUCUUCAAGUCGAAGAAAAAGCACCAGGACAUGACAGUGCCGUAUCCAUUGGUUCAACUUCUGGUGAAGAGGAAAGUCCUAAGAACAGCAAGAAAAAGAAGUCGCGACGUCGUGAUAAUAGCAAAACUUUAACGGAAACCGAUGUGAAACAUCUGGAAAGACAUCUAUCCAUGAAAAAAACUAUUCGCAAAAAAAUUAUGCGUGAUUUGCAGCAAGCGUUUGUCGAGGAUCCAAAUGAGUUCCGGGUAGAUGAUAUACCACCAGAACAACUUAAGGCAGAAAUCAAUAUUCAGAGUCUGAGUUUUGGGACACCAUCACAGAAACAAGGUCGUACACGUGGAAAUACAGAGAAUACGUUCUUAGAUAUGUUACGUGCUGGAGAUGGUCUUGAAAAGAAUUCUGGAGAUGGAGAUAGAGAUUCUGGACAUGGUGGUUCCCCUACAAGGGAAACUUCUAACACACAAGAUACAGAUGAUGAAUCUACUUAUCCUUAUGAUACUCCGGUUGCAACGCCAUCGAAGAAGAGUGGUAAUUUCUGGAGACGUUUUACUAUGAAAAAUCGUAAUAAGCGAUAAAUGCCCUAUAUAAACUUUCAAUCGAUGAUUACCAAUUUAAUUUCCGUUUCUAUAACAAUAUCAACUUAGUUAUUUGAGCAGAGCUUGCAACUGUGAUAUAUAUAUGAAAGAAAAAACCAAAUUUUCUCGAGUGAGCAUAAUUUUUCCUAACUUUUUUUUAACGGAUCUCAGAGUUUCCAAAUCUAAUUUUAAAAAUAUAGGACCAAUAACUUGCAAAAGAUUCUAGAUUUUCAGAGAAAUUUUUUUACAAAAUAAUGAAAAUAAAAAAGAUUAAAAAAUAAUGAAAAUAAAGAUUAUAAAUAAUGAAACUAAAUAAAUAAAGUCAUAUUUUUACAUAUCACGAUAAUAUUUUUGAAAUUCCUUCUUCGAAAUACUUUUUGGCUAAAUUUUUGUAUAAAAAUAUUUGUAAAUAGUGAUUUACAUUAUUGCAAAUAAUAUAUAUAAAAUUACUCUGAGAUCCUUAACUUCUUGAUUCUAUAAUCUUAUAAAAAACUUUUUUUGAUGUACUUAAAGUAAUAAUGAAGUAAUUAAGGAAUACAGCGAGAAUAUUUAGCAUGUAAAAAUAAAUAAUUUUUAAUUAUUUUUUAUUUUAUUUUAUAAUUUAAAUAAGGAUGAAAAAAACCAGGUGAAAAUAAUAAAUAUGCACAAUUCUUUCAUCAUGUAUAUUGUUAGUAUUAGCUAGUCAAACAGGUUUUGCAAGAGGAUCGACAUAUAAAGUAUUCUUAAAUAACUCGUUCCAAUUUUAUACUAUUAUUUUUUUGUAAAAUUGAUCAAAUAUAUUUAUUGUAUACAAAGUG